Molecule: messenger RNA, 2352 nt
Organism: Leptopilina heterotoma
Lineage: Eukaryota; Metazoa; Arthropoda; Insecta; Hymenoptera; Figitidae
Exons: 4
Coding region: 34-1908 (624 amino acids)
Biological process (GO): positive regulation of transcription by RNA polymerase II
Cellular component (GO): histone acetyltransferase complex; transcription regulator complex
Molecular function (GO): chromatin DNA binding; histone acetyltransferase activity; transcription coactivator activity
Source: RefSeq, a predicted model, not a curated record
AAACAGAUCGCAAAAAUUGUUAACGGCGUAAUUAUGAAUUCGAACGAUCAGGAGAAUUCGGAAGGAAUUGAGAAUUUGCCGCUAGUGCUGGACGAAGGGAGUCAAUCGCCAUUGGAUAGAAUCAACGACUCUGAGGACUCGAAUCAGGAGCAAAUUCAAGCUCAUAAUGUCCCAUCAAUCGAUGGGAGAUCAAUUGAUCCUGUACGACAGUAUAUGCUGCAGAAACAUCUUGUUCUUCUAAUCCACGCGCAAACAUGUUUGGAAGACGAGAGCGAGAGGAAUAUUCCAGCGGAAAAUUGUCGAGUUGCAUUUUGUGACGUAAUGCGAAAUGUACUGAAGCACAUGGACACUUGUUUGGAGGGAAUAAAUUGUACCUAUGAACUUUGCAGUUCUUCUCAACUGCUUUUGUACCAUUUGCAAAAUUGUGGUCAACGAUCAUGUCCCCUUUGUGCGCCUUUCGUCGACAUUGACGUCCUAUUGACAUCCGACACUGAAGAUUCUCCCCGACAGUCGUCGUCAGAUGCGGAAAUUUCGGAGAAUAGUCAGGAGAAUGACGGAAGUCGAAGAGAGGAAAGAAGGAGGAGAAAUAAUUCUGUUUUUAAUCAACAAGACGCUGCCUCGUCUUUGGAGCAAAUUCUCCAUUCACCGAAUGGAAUUGCAAGAUGGGUGGAGAAUACGAGGAAAAUGGUGCAACUUAAUUGGCAGUUGUUUAUACUUUUACACGCCGACAAGUGUCGGGCUCAUAGAUCUCUCCUGUCGUGUCCAACGCCGAAUUGUCAGGAAUUAAGGGCAGCUUUGAAUCAUAUGCCGAACUGUCAUCUAGGUGUCAGUUGCACAUUUUCGCAUUGUUGGGCCUCGAGACAGAUUAUCAAUCACUGGACGAAUUGUCGAUUGAAUAUUUGUCCUCUUUGUGUACCGAUUAGACAACUCGAGGGAGUGAGGAAUAGGAAUUUUUUCUCGUCAAUUGUCUCACGUAAUCCGCCUUUACGUCCGUUGGUGACGACAAAUCAAGCGAGUUCGUCGCAAAGAAAUCCGAGAGGAGGAAAUUUGACUGAAGAAAAUAGAAACAAUGCACCGGCAGUUGGAGGACAAGGACUACCGCUUUUGAUAAGAGUGAAUCAUGGUGCAUCGUGUUCGUUGAGUACGAGCGCAAGUGGUGCUAUUCAAUUGUGCUCCUCAGCAGAGCAUCAUUAUCAACAAUCGGGUUUAAUGUUUACGAAUGAAAAUCCACCACCGAGACAGAUGGAUGUCAGUCCACCGGGUGUUAGAGUUGGAAGUCUGCCAGGUUACGGUCCCGAUGACACCAGUCCACCAGGUGUGAGAAUUGGAAGUCUUCCAGGUUACGGUCCGAAUGAUGUUAGUCCACCUGGGAGGAGAAUUGGAAGCGACGACGGCCACAAUCCGGAAGCUGGUGCUGAUGGACAGGAGAAUAACCAAUCACUUCUUCGUGUUUGCAGUCACGAUAAUCUUUCAAAAUCCUCAUUAGAAAAAAUUGACGAUGAUCACGUUACUCGAACUCUAAAUUUUGAUAGGACUCUAAAUUCUCCCAACCAAAUGGAAAAUUCUUCAGAAGCACAGAUGUUAUCAGAUGCGACAGUUAAUAGGGACGCCAUAAAUGAACCUGAAAUGCAAAGUCUCACCGGAACAAUGUCAAGAUUGUCUGUACCUGAAUCUAAAAAAGAAUUAAUAGACAAAGAAUCUCUUACUCCAAAUAAAGCAGCAAAUCUCAGCUCUGAGAAAACUACGAUUAAGAAUUCAGAAAAUGAACUCGAUUCAACGGAAAUUUCGAAACAAAAUUCUUCUUCCGAUCGUGAACCAAAAGAAGAAUUUGAACCAAAAAAAGCAGAAAUGGUAGUAAACGGAAAGGAUUGUGAGCGAACUGGAAAAUCAGAUUCUGAUGAACUUUAAGAUACAGAAGUUUUGGAGAAAUUAUUCAACAAAUAUUGAGAGCACCGUGAAUAUGUCAAUUUAAUUACAUUAUCACACAAAACAAUGAAGAGAAAUGAUUCGCAUUUGUAGAAAAAAAGUGUACGCAAGAAAAUGACGAAAGGUAGAUAUUCUAUUUUUAUAACAAAUUUUUCCAAGCUGAUAUAUCACGAUACUUAAUGUAACAAAAUAAUAGGCAAAUUUUUAUAUAAUUAUUAUUUAUCGACGGUCACUAUUUUUUCCGUUUAAUUUAUAAAUUUAUUUUAUAUUUUUUAAACUACGAUUUCGUGGCAAUUUGAUUUGGUAUCAUAAUCAAUCAGAUAAUGUACAUAAAUUUUAAUUGUUAUAGAAAAAUUGAAAGUAGAUGUAAAGAAGAUAUAGAAAUUCUAUUAAAAGAUUUUUUUAUUAAAAAACUUUUUUAUCAAA